AUGCAUCAGAUGCACCACCAGAUGCACCAGAUGCAUCAUCCCCAUUCCCAUCCCGACCCCGACCACGACUAUGAAUACGACCUCGACCCCGAACCUGAACCCCCGCGAAGGAAAUCCCACCGACGGAGGCCUGAGCUUAACAUAAAUACAAUCAUCAGCGCCAGCGCCAGCGACCCGCCGGGCCUCACCACCCCCUUGUCGCCGCCUCCCCCGCCCCAACUGCCCUACAAGUCCUCCUCCAGGAGUCUGAGAUCCUCCGCAGCCGCCGCCGCCGCAUCGUCGUCGACCACCGUGACCAUAGCCGCCGACCCGACCUCCCCCUACUCCUAUUCCUCCUCCUCGCGCCGCCAUCCUCCUGUCUCCUCCAAGGGCAAGCAGGCCGCUGCUUACCACCGCUACGCUUCUUCCUCUUCCUCUCCUCCCUCCGCGAAGUUUCCCGCUCAGGCCUACGGCGCGUACGAAAGGGAUGCACGACACGCCGACCCGGAAAGUGGCACAUACGACCCGGACUUCGAUUGGGCCAAGAACAACCACCGAGGCUUCGAAACCUUCCUCGACCCGCUCUCUCCCGACGACAUGUCGAACAAGGAAAAUGACUUUCCUGCUGAAUACGACCGCGACAGGGACCACCACACCACCGCCUCGACUCCCCCGUCCCGCCCCCAGCCCCGUCCGCGCGACUCCCACGACCUCUCCCUCUCGCCCCGAAAUGUCACGCGCGACUCGCUCCUCGGGAAUAUGCUCCUGUCCCUCGACCAAUUCAGCAUGGGUCAGAUGAAUUGCGCCCAGGGCGGUGGAGCCCAGCGCACCAUGUCUGGUUUCGCCGAGGAGUCCAAUUACUACGACGACGAUGCACCCGUCGCCGCCGCCGCCUCCAGGACAAUGACUAGCACAUCGAGGGCGCCCAGGCGAGGACACGGCCACUCGUACAGCUCCGACUACGAGGACAACUCGAGCACACUGUCGCGCGGCCAGCGGAGCAACAGCAGCUCCACCGGCUUCCAGUCUAACCUGGGCAGGAUCAACAGCAUGCGCGAGAUGUCCAGCCACCGAAACACAAACGGCGCACCUGGGUCGAGACCGUUACACUCAAGAGGGGGUAGGGGUAGCAAGAGCAGUAGUACAAACAGCAUCGAUGCAGGAGGAGGAGGUUACGCACAAGUCCUCGGCAGCCAGCGCUGGGCACACGGCCUAGGCUCGAAGCGCUCCUCGAGCUUCGAGCUGGCCCGCCGCCCGUCCUUUGGCGUGCAGGCCGACCAGCACCAACAACACUACCACCAGCAACACCAACCACAACAACAACAACAACAACAGAACCAGCGGCGGCCGUGGCAAUUGGAACUCUCCGAGUCAUUUGCCGGCGACGACUACGAUGCUGCACCGACUCCAACAGUUCCUGUCGGACCUCGUCGGCUGCCUAAUAUGCCGUCAAUGCCGUCCUUCCACCGCGCCGAGCCCAUGGGCGAACCCCUCUCCCCUGUCCGCUCCAUCAAUCUCGAACGCAAACGCAGCAACAAAUCCUCACGCAGCACAAACACCAGCCGACAGGGCCAGUCCAGAUUUAACCACCGCGAUGCACCUCCCGUCCCUACGCCCGCGCCCCAGCCCGCAUCCGUUCCCACUCCUGAGCUAGAUGCCGCCCCGGCGCCACACGUUGGCUAUGAGAAGGCCAAAGAGCCCGUGCACCAGCCCGCUCAAAACUCUGUUCCGCAGCCAAAGGAAAGGCCUGGCUUCUUCAAGAGGAUGUUUGGCGGCGGCUCAAAGAACAGCGUCGUGGCCGCCCUGGAUCAAUCGGCAAACUCCUCGGUGGUCUCCAACUCGUCUAACAACUCCACCCCGCUCACCAGUGCCAUGGGCAGUAAUAACUCCAACCAGGUUUCAUCUUCACAGCCAAAGUCAGGCAGCAAUCCGCCAUCGCGGGGCUCGCAGAAUCACUCAUCGCAUGGGCUCCAGAAGAAGCCGUCGAGUUUCUUCAGACGCCGCAAGAAGUCCGUCUCCGUUGCCGAUGCCGAACUGCCUCGCGUGCCACCCCUGCUCGCCGCCCCCACCAUCUCCCCAGUGCAACUCCCCCCGGCCCCGUCUCAGCGCCUCGAGGUCCUCACCCCUCGCGCGCAACCAAGCCCCGUCACCAGCCUCAGGAAGGCUAUGGACCCCUACCUGACACACUCGGGAUCAUCAUCGGGUCUAGCCACUCCUCGCCAGCCUCCCGAUGACCUGUCGCCAGUACAUCUCUCUGAGGCCGGUACCAACAACCGCGCUAUGGACCGAACCGUUCGAAGCUUCUCGCCCGACUAUGAGCCGGACCCAAUGGCAACGAUACGCUCAGUGCCAUCGGAGUCGAGGGGCAGGGACGCCGGUGCCUCUGCUGGCGAGGCACAGAGAAGGACGACAACACCCUUAGGAGAAGAGCCUCCAAGACCACUUUACAAUUACGAGCGCACGGGCUCCUUCUUGCAUGACAACAGCGAAAGCGAAGAAAGCCCUCCACGGGUCAGGAAGCCAGAUCCUCAAUUGGUCGCGAACGGCCACCCAAGAUCACCAAACGACGUGGGCCGCGCGUCGCUGGCCCCACUGCAGACAAAUCAACCCAUGUCCUCGACGUCCUUGAACACGACGAGAGACAAGAAGAUGGACAGGUUGACACAAGACAGCCUCAGCACGAUCAAGAGCGAGCGACACACCAGCCUGCAACUUCCGAUUGAGGGCGCCCUCACGGACCCAAAGCUUAACACGCGUGCUUCAGCAGCUAGUAUCCCAAGUCUCAUGGUCGAAGACUCGGAACCCAACUCCAAGGUGACCACACCAAAGCCUGACAAUCCCCUCGAUGAGCCAUUCUUUGUCGUGGGCGACCCAACCGAAGAUGACCGAGCGAAGGCCCAGAAGAUCUAUGAUGGCAACGAGGAGUUCAUACCCAAAGACAAGGCUGCCUCGUGGAUGGGCGAGGAGGGCCUGAUCCGGCAAAGAGUGUUGCAAGCGUACAUGGACCUGUACGAUUUCAAGAGCAAGAACAUCGUGACAAGCCUGCGGGAUGUGUGCAAUCGUUUGAUCCUCAGGGCAGAAACUCAGCAGGUCGACCGGAUCCUAGUGGCAUUCUCCAGUCGUUGGUGCAAUUGCAAUCCGAAUCAUGGAUUCAAGUCCACCGACGUCAUCCACACCAUCUGCUAUUCCAUCAUGCUCCUGAACACCGAUCUGCACAUGGCCGAUAUCGAGCAGAAGAUGACCCGAAGCCAGUUCAUUAAGAACACAAUGACGACUAUAAUACAAGCUUUGGGCGAAUCUGUUCCUGAAAUGUUCAACAAGAGGGGGAGCGUUCUGCCAGGCAAGGGCCUCAACCUCGACGACGGGGACGGACACGUCGAACACGAGAGAUCGAGCUUCCGCAAUUCGUUCGUCAAGUUCCCCAUGCGAGCUGGAUCUGCGCUCGGUGAUGCGCCAACGGAGCUCGACGAUUGUGGCCCGCUGGUCAAGGCUCCCUUUGAAGGCUCGUUGAAAGCCUGGGAAUCUCAAAUGGAACAAGUACUGAAGGACACGUACGCUUCGAUCCGGGAUGAACGAUUGCCAUUAUUUGGAGCGGAGCAGCCUCCGCAGGAACAGCAGCCUUCUGGCGGCUUGUCUGUAAUGGGCAUGCUGAAGCGUUCGCCCAGCGUCCUCAGCAAGGCCCCUUCGGAAAAUCCGUCCACACGAGGCCGGGUUCCCGACUCGAUGCGCGCAAGCAACUCGCGUUGGUCCUCCAAGAGUCGAUCCAGGCCGCGUGGUUUCGGCAGUGCAGGCUUCUCUUCCAGCAGGACGAGCUUCGACGACGGCCAGUCCAUGUGGAGUCCUGUUGAGUCCAACGCAACAUGGAGCCGAGCUUCCCUGGGUAGGACACAGACGUCCAUGUCUAUGGACUCCUUUGGCUCGCACUUCACACGUGGUGGGGGCUACCAGCAGUCCAUCGGCUUUGCCAAUGCUCUGAGCCAAGCCAUUAUCCGGGAGGACCCUGUGGGCAGUGUUCAGUCCCUCGUUAGUGACGAGCUGAAGCCCACACAGCUGCUCGACGAUGAGUCGCUCGAGCUCGCCGGCCCACCCUGGGUCAAGGAGGGCAUGGUUGUUCACAAGCACCACCUGGAUGGCGUUGACAAGAAGGCCAAGGAACGUAACUGGUCCGAGGUCUUUGCCGUCAUCCAAAAGGGUACCAUAAGCAUUUUCUCCUUCACGCCAAACAAGUCCACGGCUCGCCGCGGCCGCAAUGCUCAGAACAUUAAGAAAGGUGCAGUGGUCGGUGGUGGUAAUUGGCAGGAGAAUGCCACGUCCCUAGGCUCAUGGAGCCUCCGACUGGCCCUUGCAUCCACUCUUCCACCUCCGGGUUAUUCGAAGCAGAGGCCACACGUCUGGGCUCUGUCUCUGCCUACCGGCGCAGUGCAUUUGUUCCACGUCGGUACGCCCGAGAUAUGCAAGGAGUUUGUCACAACUGCCAAUUACUGGAGCGCCAGGCUUAGCACGCACCCUCUGAUUGGCGGUGUUUCGAACAUGGAGUACGGCUGGAGCGAUUCCAUCAUUAACAACGCACUCGUGACGGCCAUCAAUGAGAACACUGGCUCAACCACCGCAAGCUCUACAGCAGGUCGACAGCGCAGCAACAGUGCCGUUGGCCGCUCGAGCAUGCAUUCACGCGGCAGCAGCUUCCGUUCCGUCGGCUCGUUUGACUUUGGCAGCUCCAGCAUCCGGGGCGACUCGUCCAACAAGCUCCCUGGCGACCGCAUCACCAUCUCAGAGUGGAUGCCGCCGACACAGUCGAUGCGGCCGUCCAACUCGCCCGAGAAGGAGCAGCUCGAGACGCUGCUCAAGUACGUCAAGAGCAUCGAGGACGAGCUGCAACAGCACAACUCGCUGCGCAGCCCGAUGUUGCUAGCAUUCAGCCCGCGUGGUCCCAAUGUCCAGAAGGCCAUGGCGAACUGGGAGCGCAAGAGCAGCUAUCUCCUGCGGGAGAUUGUCAAAUUCCGGACCUACGUGGACUGCCUGCAGCACGCUGAGGUGAGGAAGGCCGAGAUCUGGAGGGAGAGGGAGGUUGCGAGGCGAGCGGCCAGAGGCAGCCUCGACCUGGAGGACGACGCGAACGACGUCGAUGGCCACCGCAUUUCACGGCGCGACUGGGACGAUGGUGGUAGUGAUCGUGGACAUCCCGAUAGUAUCUAUGAGAUGGGCGACGAGCCCGUAAUGGAAGAGGGUGAUCAGGAUGCCACCCUGAGGGCCCGUUCAUGA
Messenger RNA from Diaporthe amygdali, 5241 nucleotides. RefSeq lists its product as uncharacterized. The record is from RefSeq and is a predicted model, not a curated record. Lineage: Eukaryota; Fungi; Ascomycota; Sordariomycetes; Diaporthales; Diaporthaceae. The coding region runs from base 1 to 5241 and encodes 1746 amino acids. The transcript has 2 exons. Gene Ontology annotation, molecular function: guanyl-nucleotide exchange factor activity. Gene Ontology annotation, biological process: regulation of ARF protein signal transduction.